Benincasa hispida (wax gourd) is the source of this 1907-nucleotide messenger RNA. NCBI's taxonomy places the organism in Eukaryota, Viridiplantae, Streptophyta, Magnoliopsida, Cucurbitales, Cucurbitaceae. The record is from RefSeq and is a predicted model, not a curated record.
UGAAAAAGAAAAAAAAAAAAAAAGGAGGAAAGAGCAGAAAGUGACAGUCCAGAAAUUAUUGCAGACUGUUGAAGAGAAUAAUUAUUGUGUUCAACUGUUUAUAUUCCUCUGCUCCUAACCCAUAGCCUACAGAAGAGACCAGAGAGGGCUCAAAGUUCCUCUCUCUCUCUUUCUCUCUCCCUCCCUCCUUUCUCUUUGAAGCUUUUUUGGUUUCUGCAACCCAUCUUUCAAGUUUCAAUUUAGUGGGUUUGAAGAAACUUUCUGUGCUACUGCUUCUUUCGCACUCCUCGGGGAUCUUAUUAUCAGAGGAUUUUCCGGAGGAGUUUUUUCCAUUUCUCUCUCUCUUUCUGACAAUCUGUGCUCUAAUUCUUCCAAUUUACUCGAUUCCGAAUGUCAUUUACACUUCACGAGAGUCAAUUCUCUUCCUCCAUAGCUUGUUCUCUUGUUUGACGAUAUCACCUCUGUAAUCCACCUGAUUCUUGUGAAGAUUUUCAGGGUUGGAGUGAAGAAAACAGAGGAAUUGAAUCAAAUUUCGUUUCAGAAAUGGAGAAUUUCAUCGGAAAAAGAAAACCCACCAUCGGGAUUUCACUCUUCACCGCUUUGUCUGGUUCAUUCUCUUCUGAUAAAACGAAAUCCCCUCGUGAUUUCGAAAAGGGUGUUGUUGGGUUGGGUAUAGUGGCUGCCAUGACUGAUUCCGACAAAAUUCAUGAAGCUUUUGUGUCUUCGAAAGUUGUUUCUCCUAGGUCUUGCUCGAUUCCUAUCGUUUCUUCUGCUAAACCAGCGGCUAAUUUCAGAGGUGGUUUUAGCCUAGAAAAGGAAGUACUACCUGAGGUCGUUGAUGAACUUUCUGAAAGUUACACUUGCGUAACUUCGCAUUUUGGUAAUCGUUUGUUUGAUAAGCGUAUUUACUUUAAUGGUGAGCUCGAAUUGGUCAAUGGCCACUCUUCGAAUGUUGUGAGAUCUGGGGUUUUUUCCACUUCCCCCAUGAGUUUUGGUGUAGCGGAGAGAGGGUUUUGUGCUGCUGAAUUUUUGAGCUCUUGCUAUCUCUGCGGCAAGCAUCUUCAUGGGCUUGACAUCUUUAUGUACAGAUUUUGGAAGUUUAUCAUCUGUUUCCAUCUUUUCGAGGAUUUUCUUUUCAAAGUGGAAACAUUUUUUGAAUUGCACAAUCUGUUUUAGAUUCGAUAAGGGCUUGGAGCGGGCCCCUGUUUUUGAUAUUUGUCAGCAUGAUUGUAUUUUUUCCUAGAUUGAUAUGAUUAAGUUUGGUUACUGUCUCCCUUAGAACUUAUGACCUUGAUGGACGCUUGAGUGAUUCUAUUCAUCUAUUCUAUCAUCAAAUAUUGGCAAAAAGUUUCUUCAGCUUGGCAUGGCAUAAUUUCACCUUAUUACUUUGUUAUCUGCACAAAUAUGACCAUUCUUCUCUUAUGUCUGCAUUUCACCUUAUUGGAUGUUUCAUUUUUUUUCCUUUUUGGGUAAUAAAUUGAUCAAUCGUUGGGAGAAAUGAAAAAAUAUACUAGGACAUACAAAAAACGUCCAUGGAACUAACUUCAAGAAAGGACUCCAAUCCAACGAUGUUUUAUAAAAGAUGACAUAGCUUACAUGAUAAAGAAGAACUUCUCAUCUUCUUGGUAUUGGUAAGUUGUUAAGUUAAAAUGGUUAUUUUAAAGCUGUGUUCUGUUCUCAUAAGAAAUAAAGAACUUGCAGUUGAUGGGGUAAGAUUAAUUUUCAGGUCAGUUUACACAUACUCCAAGAUAAUUGUGUUAAUUGGAUCACUUUAAGCAGCCAUUACAUGGUUAUCGAUACGAUGCAGAUCAAAAUGAAUUACCCUUCCUUUAGACCUUUGGCCAACAAACUGGUAGCCCAAAGCGAGAAAUCUCUCGAUCUAACAACAUUUUCAACUAUUUUUUUUU